AUGAACAUUUUCAAGUUUAUAUAUAUGCCUAAAUUAUAUUUUAGUAUUUAUAAUGAAUAUCUAAACACAUACAGAAAGAAAAUUAAUAAAAUUCCUUUUUCUAUAAGAAGAACAGCAUCCGAUAAUUUGCCAGUUUUUCUAAAAUACAAAAAUAAUAAAAACAUCGUCGUUACAGUUAUAAGAAAAAUUAAAGGAAACAAAGAGAUUUUAAAAAAGGAAAUCGAAGCAAUUUGUAACAUCAACGUUAUUGAAAAGCCGGAUUGCUUUAUGAUAAAAGGAAAUCACAAGAAGAAGAUAAAAGACUAUUUUAAAUAUAUUGGCUAUUGA
Molecule: messenger RNA, 327 nt
Organism: Plasmodium berghei ANKA
Lineage: Eukaryota; Apicomplexa; Aconoidasida; Haemosporida; Plasmodiidae
Product: mitochondrial ribosomal protein L49 precursor, putative
Exons: 4
Coding region: 1-327 (108 amino acids)
Biological process (GO): translation
Cellular component (GO): mitochondrial large ribosomal subunit; ribosome
Molecular function (GO): structural constituent of ribosome
Source: RefSeq, a predicted model, not a curated record